Molecule: messenger RNA, 3249 nt
Organism: Urocitellus parryii (Arctic ground squirrel)
Lineage: Eukaryota; Metazoa; Chordata; Mammalia; Rodentia; Sciuridae
Gene: Sh3rf2
Product: SH3 domain containing ring finger 2
Biological process (GO): positive regulation of JNK cascade; protein ubiquitination; negative regulation of apoptotic process
Cellular component (GO): nucleoplasm
Molecular function (GO): ubiquitin protein ligase activity; protein phosphatase 1 binding
Source: RefSeq, a predicted model, not a curated record
GGGAAGGGAAGCCAGCUGGAGGGCGCGCAGCUGCGGAGCCGGAGACGGGCUGAGCAGAACUCCGCCGAGGUUAGAGGCACAAGGCAGGAAUUCUGACGCUCUCAAGAGACCCUGCUCUGCCAGCUUGGCUCAACUGCCCCUACGAUGUGGACCCUGCUCCUUCAGGUCGGGGCUGGAGUUUUAAAAUAAAAUGGAUGAUUUGACRUUACUUGAUCUUCUGGAGUGCCCUGUGUGUUUUGAAAAGCUCGACGUCACAGCCAAAGUCCUUCCUUGCCAGCACACCUUCUGCAAACCAUGUCUACAGAGGAUUUUCAAGGCCCACAAGGAGCUGAGGUGUCCAGAAUGCAGGACCCUGGUGUUUUGCAGCAUCGAGGCGCUGCCGGCCAACCUGCUGCUGGUGCGUCUUCUGGAUGGCGUGCGUUCAGGGCAGACCUCCGGGAGAGUGGGCUCCUUCCGCAGGCUGGGCGUGCUAACCUCACAGGACGGCAGAAAAAGCAGGACCAGCCCCAGAGGUCUGCAGGCCAGCCCUUUCCGGCUUGUGCCCAGUAUCAGAAUCCACAUGGACGGGGUGCCUCGAGCCAAGGCCUUAUGCAACUACAGAGGGCUUAAUCCUGGUGACCUGAGGUUCAACAAGGGUGACAUCAUUCUUCUUCGGAAACAGCUUGAUGAGAACUGGUACCAUGGGGAGGUCAAUGGCAUCAGUGGGAUCUUCCCAGUCAGCUCCGUGGAAGUCAUCAAGCAGCUGCCCCUGCCGCCCCCUCUCUGCAGGGCCCUCUACAACUUUGACCUGCGAGACAAGGAUAAGAGUGAGAACCAGGAUUGCCUGACUUUCCUCAAGGAUGAUGUCAUCACUGUGCUCAGCCGAGUGGAUGAGAACUGGGCAGAAGGCAAGUUAGGAGACAAAGUAGGCAUCUUUCCCAUCUUGUUUGUGGAGCCAAACUUCACCGCAAGACAACUGCUAGAGAAGAACAAAGGGCGCCCGUCAUCCCGCACAAAGAACCUGUCCCUGGUGAACUCAUCUUCCAGAGGCAAAGCGACCAACACGCCCACCCUCCGCAGGGUCCCRGGAUCCAGGAGGAAGGCACCGGGACAGUUUUCCAUCACAACAGCCCUGAACACCCUCAACCGGAUGGUCCACUCUCCUUCAGGGCGCCCUAUGGUGGAGAUCAGCACUCCAGUGCUCAUCAGCUCCAGCAACCCCUCUGUGAUCACCCAGCACAUGGAGAAGGUGGACUUCCCUCUCAGCUCUGCAGCACAGGUCAGCACUUAUCAUCCUGCACCUGCCUCUCCAGGACAUUCCAUGGCCACGAUCAGUCUGCCUGGCUCCCAGCAACACCUCUCCACUAACAUGUUUGUAGCCCUACACUCCUACUCAGCCCAUGGACCCGACGAGCUGGACCUGCAGAAGGGAGAAGGCAUCAGGGUCCUGGGGAAGCACCAGGACGGCUGGCUGAGGGGCAUCUCCUUGGUCACUGGGCGAGUCGGCAUCUUCCCAAACAACUAUGUCAUCCCCAUUUUCAGAAAGACCUCUAGUUUUCCAGAUUCCCGGAACCCUGGUCUCUAUGCCACAUGGACGUUAUCCACCUCCUCUGUGUCCUCCCAAGGAAGCAUUUCAGAAGGUGAUCCCAAGCAAAGCCGUCCCUUCAAAUCCGUCUUUGUGCCCACCACGGUAGUCAACCCUGUGAAGAAUGCAACUGGAAAUUUAGGACAAGGAUCUCUUCGGAAAGGGCGGAGCAGCAUGAGAAAGAAUGGAUCCCUGCAGAGAUCGGUGCAGUCAGGGAUCCCCUCCUUCAUGGUGGGUUCCCUCAGACGCAAUCCUACCACGGUGGUACAGCCUCAGCAGUUCCAGUUCUACCAGUCUCAGGGGAUCCCGUCCUCCCCAUCAACGGUGGUGGUGGAGAUGGGACCCACACCAACUCCCACUGGGGAGCCUGCCCUCACCUGCGUCAGCAGAGGCAGCGAUGCCAGGAUCCACUCGACAGCCAGUUCAGUCAUCAUAGAAGGCAAGGAAAUCCCCAUCAAGAGUGAGCCUCCGCCAAAACCACCCGCAUCUGCCCCACCAUCAAUCCUGGUGAAACCAGAAAACUCAAGAAAUGGCACCGAAAAGCAAGUUAAAACCGUGAGAUUUCAAAAUUAUAGCCCUCCUCCCACCAAACACUACACUUCCCAUCCCACCUCUGGAAAGCCUGAACAGCCAGUCACCUUCAAGGGGUCCCUGCCCGAAGCAGCCCCUUUGAGCUCAGAGAUGACCAUCCUAUUUGCCCAUCGAAGUGGCUGCCACUCUGGACAGCAGACAGACCUCCGGAGAAAGUCAGCUUUCACCAAGAUCAUGCCUCCAGCAUCCACUGCCUCAGCCACACAGACCGCGUUUCCCAGCAAAUGAAUCUACCGGUGGCUUUUCCUAGACCCCAAAGAGAGCCUGCCUUCGUAGUCAUCUCAACAGAUAUUCUGGAGGGAACAAUCUGCUUGGAAGGAAGCCUCUCAAUGAACAUGUGUUGACCAUGUGACAUUCUUCGAACAUCAGGAAUGGAACAGAAAAACUGACUGUCCUCCAAGGGAGGAGGGUAAUAGGAGAGAGAGCAGAUCUGUCUUCACCGCCAGUAUGAACGGGUGGUGGGCAAGGAUGGGGAAAAGCAAGUGAGGCAUGUGCCACUGCAGGUUAGACUAGGCUGCCACCCCUCCUCUUACUCACUGGUAUUGUCAAAGCCCCAAACUUGGUCUUGUCAAUUUGUCACCGCAUGGCUCCUUAUGGAUGAAGAGAAGGCUAUCAAAUACCUUCCAGCUGAGUCUGGCCUGUCUCUCYAGCUCAGAUUUAGAGCAACACCAAGGAUACCAUAAUAUUCUCUCUCAGGUGUUCAAUCUGCAGAGGCCAAUACUUCUUCACAAUAUCCCCUAACCUUUACCCCCUGCUCUGACUCCCCACCAAGUAUCCUAUAUCCCUCUGCCACAUCCUCAUUCUUUUCCAUUCCAAUUACAUUCUGUCCCACCACCCCCCAUAACUUUUGAUGCAGAGGAUGUCUAUUAGAAAAUAGUGGUCAAGGAAACAAGGACCAUAUACAUAAAGAACCUCAGACAAGAAAAAUCUAUGACAUUUUAAGACAGAUACCAUAGACUGCAAUGCUAUUUCACAAGCUAUUUCAAGUAGAAAGACACAAAAAUCAACUAUAACUGUGCAUCCUCUUAUGUUUAUAAAUAAGUCUCACACACACACACACACACACACACACACACACCAAAAAAAAAAAAAAA